This is a messenger RNA of Chilo suppressalis (striped riceborer), 855 nucleotides long. Lineage: Eukaryota; Metazoa; Arthropoda; Insecta; Lepidoptera; Crambidae. The record is from the annotation of a GenBank genome assembly.
AUGGCGCAAGAAAAGUGGGAACUUCGUUUAAUUACAUAUAUGUGUCCUACACAUCCAGUGCAACUAUAUGAAUUGAUCAUGGAGUUGUUAGAGGAAUCCCUGGAUUGCUACACGAGCUUGCUGUACGAGAGCCGGGCGCCAGGUCCUUUCAAGGACAGAGAAGAUCCUUUUGCUAGAAAUAAAGUGGACUUAGGUUUCAUGACUGCGGCGUCGUACAUGCGUCUCAGAAAAGCUGGAAACAAGUCGGUAGAAUUACUACCUGUGACGCCGGUUUUUGCGCACCAAAUGAACGUGGAAAACAAACCAGGAUACUUCUCUGAUGUAAUAAUCCAUAGCGAUAAAAAAGCACACAACGUAAAUACUUUACUGGAUCUCCGAGGGUGCACAUUUGCAUACAGCGACGAAGAAUCUCUUAGCGGAAGCGUUAUAAUAUUAAAAACCUUAAAAGAAAAAGGUGAAAAUGCCUCAUUCUUCGGAUCUAAAUUAAGAUCGGGUUCUCAUUUAGCGUCCGCCCAAAUGGUAUUGUCUAAACAAGCAGAAUGGGCUGCAGUUGACUCUACAACUUUAUUAUAUUCUAAAAAAUAUAUGCAGGACGGAGGGAAAGAUAUUACAUUGUUAGAAACUCUGGGAAGACUUCCACCUUAUCCUUUAGUUGUUAAUACUAACCUCAAAGAUACAGUAAAGGAUGCCAUAAUUAAAACAUUAUUGACGUUGCCACAAAAACCGGAAUGGAAGAAAAGAUUUGCCAAAUUUGGUAUUAUAAAAUUUGACAGCAAUAGUGAUGGUGCUUAUGACGGGCCGGCUGCACAGAUGUGGGCCAGCCAAAAAGAAAAACUCAAUAUUCGCUAUUAUUAG